Molecule: messenger RNA, 804 nt
Organism: Vigna radiata var. radiata (mung bean)
Lineage: Eukaryota; Viridiplantae; Streptophyta; Magnoliopsida; Fabales; Fabaceae
Exons: 2
Coding region: 1-804 (267 amino acids)
Biological process (GO): DNA integration
Molecular function (GO): nucleic acid binding
Source: RefSeq, a predicted model, not a curated record
AUGGGGGCGCUUGANCGCCACUGGGUCAGAGUGCCAGAAAACUGGCNAUGUGCACCAACUCCUGAGCUUGUCUGUCUGACAAUUCUAAUUAGUGAUGGUGGAUCUCACUUCUGCAACUCUCAACUUGAAAAGUUAUUAAAGCAUUAUGAAGUGAGGCACAAGGUUGCUUCCCCAUACCAUCCUCAGACCAACGGCCAAGCCGAGGUUUCCAAUAGAGAGAUUAAGAGGAUUCUUGAGAAAACAGAUUCUUCUUCAAGAAAAGAUUGGUCAACAAAGUUGGAUGAUGCUUUAUGGGCCUACAGGACCGCAUUGAAGACACCAGUGGGAAUGACUCUAUUUCAGCUAGUUUGUGGUAAAGCUUGUCAUUUGCCAGUGGAGAUGGAACAUAAAGCUUACUGGGCUUUGAAGUUUCUAAACUUUGAUCCUACCUUGUCUGCCGAGAAGAGGAAGUUACAGCUUCAAGAGUUGGAAGAGAUAAGACUAAAAGCCUAUGACAACUCCAAGAAUUACAAGGAAAAGGUCAAAUUGUAUCAUGACAAGAAGCUUCUCAAGAGAGACUUUCAAUCUGGUCAACAAGUUCUUCUCUUCAAUUCUAGAUUCAAGAUCCUUCAAGGCAAGUUGAAGUCAAAGUGGUCUGGACCUUUCACCAUCAAGGAAGUAAAACCUCAUGGAGCCAUUGAAUUGGUUGGUCCUUCCUCGGACGAUCUAGAAAGAAGUUGGGUGGUAAAUGGUCAGCGGUUGAAACAUUACUUGGGUGGUGAGAUUCAGCGUCUCACCACAAUUGUCCAUCUCUCUGACCCUUGA